AUGGAGAACAGCACAGUCGUGACUGAGUUCGCUCUUGCCGGGAUAACUGAUGACCCACAGCUGCAGAUCCCGCUCCUUCUGGUAUUCGCGCUCAUCUACCUCCUCACUCUGGUUGGGAACCUGGGGGUGAUCACGUUGAUCCUGCUGGACUCUCGUCUCCACACUCCCAUGUACGUCUUGCUCAGCCACCUCUCCCUGGUGGACUUUGCUUACUCCACAGCCGUCACUCCCAAAGUGAUGGCUGGCUUCCUCGUGGGAGACAAGGCCAUUUCCUACAAUGCUUGUGCCACUCAGCUUUUCUUCUUUGCAGUCUUUCUUGCUGUGGAAACUUUUCUCUUGGCCUCAAUGGCCUAUGACUGUCACGCAGCAGCGUGCAAGCCAAUCCAUUGCAGCAACAUCAUGACAGCAAGGGUGUGUGCCUGGACGGUCGUGGCGUCCUACGGCCUUGGUUUUCUAGUGGCCUCUGUGCACACUUGGAAUGCGUUCAGUCUCUCUUUCUGCAGAUCCAGGGUGAUUGGUCACUUUUCCUGUGGUGCCACUCCUGUCCUGGCUCUCUCAUGCUCAGACAGCAGCAGAAGCGAGAUGGUGGUUUUUGUUUUGGUGAGCUUCAAUAUCGCCUUUACUCUCCUGAUCAUCUUGAUCUCCUACCUGUUUAUCUUUGUCACCAUUCUGAGGGUGCGCUCAUCUGAAGGACAUCGGAAGGCCUUCUCCACCUGUGCAUCCCACCUCACUUCCAUCUCCAUCUUCUAUGGGACAGGCGCCUUCAUGUACCUACAGCCCGGCUCCCGCCAUUCCAUGAGCACAGACAAAAUGGCGUCUGUGUUCUACGCCUUGGUUGUUCCCAUGGUGAAUCCGCUGAUCUGUAGUCUGAGGAACAAAGAGGUCAAGAGAGCCUUAAAAAAGGCUGUGGGGAAAGCAACAUCUUCUCUAAGAUUCAUGUCUUAA
This is a messenger RNA of Capra hircus (goat), 945 nucleotides long. RefSeq names its product olfactory receptor 5B12-like. Lineage: Eukaryota; Metazoa; Chordata; Mammalia; Artiodactyla; Bovidae. Gene Ontology annotation, cellular component: membrane. Gene Ontology annotation, molecular function: odorant binding; G protein-coupled receptor activity; olfactory receptor activity. The record is from RefSeq and is a predicted model, not a curated record. The coding region runs from base 1 to 945 and encodes 314 amino acids. Gene Ontology annotation, biological process: sensory perception of smell; G protein-coupled receptor signaling pathway. The transcript has a single exon.